This is a messenger RNA of Triplophysa rosa, 4769 nucleotides long. It is a transcript of the gene septin4b, whose product is annotated as septin 4b. Gene Ontology annotation, molecular function: GTPase activity; molecular adaptor activity; GTP binding. The record is from RefSeq and is a predicted model, not a curated record. The transcript is spliced from 13 exons. Gene Ontology annotation, cellular component: septin ring; microtubule cytoskeleton; septin complex. Gene Ontology annotation, biological process: cytoskeleton-dependent cytokinesis; regulation of exocytosis. Lineage: Eukaryota; Metazoa; Chordata; Actinopteri; Cypriniformes; Nemacheilidae. Bases 127 to 1716 code for a protein of 529 amino acids.
UUUCAAAGUGGGGCAGGUUUAGUGAUUGAUCGCCUAUAUGUGAAUUGGUGCCCUGGGGCAGCGGGGCAGCUCAAUGCCGCUGAAGGACACAGUGUCCCGGGUGUGGUGGUAUAAAAGCCUGAGCUAAUGAGUGGAUCGCUGGGUCUGGAGCAGGGAAUGAGGAGCUGGCUUCGCCAAGGCAAGAAGUUCAGACUGCCUACAGGUGUUUUGGAGUGUACAGUAACCCCAAUAGCUAUGGAGGACAGUGACCGUGAAGUUGACUCUGCAUCAGAUGACCAGGACUCUUUCCCUGCAUCCCCCGUGUCCCCUGAACCCAGGGCUCAUGCAGAGGAAAAGCACCUCCCCAAAGAAGACUCUGAUUCAGAGCUGGAGCACAUCAUGGGACAUCAACCUCCCAGAGAUGGGCAUCAUAAGGGGGAUGGUGAGGGUCAUAGUAGACCCCACACCCCGGGAACGCCCACUUUCCUGAGGCCCGUGGCGGCACCCAUCGGCCUAGGAGAGUUAGACCACGAGUCCAGAACAGUGGUUCAGCGGGGCCUUGUGGAGUUUAGCUUGCCGUCACCCAUCAGCCCCUCCAGGCCUAGAAGCCCCUGGGGUUGUUUUGACCCUUAUUUUGCUGAGGAUCAGGAUAAGGAGUAUGUGGGAUUUGCAACUCUGCCAAAUCAGGUUCACCGUAAAUCUGUGAAAAAGGGCUUUGACUUUACUUUAAUGGUAGCAGGAGAGUCAGGUUUAGGAAAAUCCACCCUGGUCAACAGUCUCUUCCUAACAGAUCUAUACAAAGACCGAAAACUGCUCAAUGCCGAGGAGAGAAUCACCCAGACAGUGGAGAUCACUAAACACACAGUGGACAUUGAGGAGAAGGGUGUCAAACUAAAGCUCACUAUCGUAGACACACCGGGAUUCGGAGACGCAGUCAAUAACACUGAGUGCUGGAAGUCAGUUGCAGACUACAUAGACCAACAGUUUGAGCAGUACUUCAGAGAUGAGAGUGGACUGAACCGCAAAAACAUUCAGGAUAACCGUGUACACUGUUGUCUGUACUUCAUUUCACCCUUCGGUCACGGUUUAAGGCCUCUCGAUGUGGAGUUUAUGAAAGCACUCCAUGAGAAGGUCAAUAUUGUGCCUGUGCUUGCUAAAGCCGACACGCUAACCCCCAACGAGGUCAAGAAGAAGAAAAUCAAGAUUCGAGAGGAGAUUGAGCAAUACGGAAUCAAGAUCUACCAAUUUCCAGAUUGUGAUUCAGACGAGGAUGAGGACUUCAAACAACAAGACCAAGAACUCAAGGACAGCAUUCCCUUUGCUGUGAUAGGCAGUAAUACAGUAGUGGAGGCCAAAGGCAAGAGGAUUCGAGGUCGACUGUACCCCUGGGGAAUUGUAGAAGUGGAGAACCCAGCACACUGUGACUUUGUGAAGCUGAGGAACAUGUUGGUACGAACACACAUGCAGGAUCUGAAGGAUGUGACACGGGAAACCCACUAUGAGAACUACAGAGCCCACUGCAUCCAGAGCAUGACACGCAUGGUGGUAAAAGAACGCAACCGCAACAGCAAACUGACCAGGGAGAGCGGCACAGAUUUCCCCAUUCCUCUGGUACCCGGCAUCGCUGACAAUGAGACAGAGAAGCUCAUCCGAGAGAAAGAUGAGGAGUUGCGACGAAUGCAGGACAUGCUGCAGAAGAUCCAGGAGCAGAUGCAAACGCAGAAAGAGGCCUAUUAACACUGCAUCGCUAUGAUUUUAAGCCAGUCCCCUUGACCACACACACCAGGCCAGCGUUGCCCCAUUCUCUAUCAUGAGGUGUCUCUUAACCCACCAAAACAGUUAGGAUAAACUUGACCUAGGAAAACUCUAUAUGGGUAAAUUUCAGAAGAAAAAAAACUGGCCCAGGGCAUAUUUAAUCUAAAAGGAAAACAUUUAUGCUUUAUUUUUUUAAAUGACAUUUUGAAAUAUGACCUGAACAUGUUGAUUGUUUUUGUAAGUCAACCCACAUAAAUCUUUAUUUUUUGAGAGCAUUUUGAGUGCAUAUUAUUAUAUGUAAUGAUGUUUUUAUUCUGUGAGGUGGUUUAUGUCUACGGGGACAGUAAAAAAGCCCUUUAACCAUUUUGCUUGUUUGUCCGAUAUUUGCUUGUAUAUAUUUGUUUGUAUGUUUUUUUUUAAAUAAUUGUUUUGUGAUAGGUAUUUUGUAAUUAUUUAAUAAUUCUACAACUCGUUACUUUAUUGUCUAAAAUGUUCAUUAUUCGUAUCUGUAACAUGUUUCUGUCUGUAUUUCUAUACAAACUUCUAGGUUUCUAAAUAAAAAAAAGUAUUUUCCUAUUGGAGAUAUGUAAUGAUAAAGUAUUGUAUACAAUAUACCAUGAUAUAUUAUAUUAUUAUAUAAAUACUCUAUAGAGAGAUAGUUUUGUUAACAAGGCUUUAACACAGCUAUGUGCAUGUGUAAAGAAGAAAUCUGUUAUAUUGUUAUAGAUUGCCAUAGAGAACAUAUGUUUUUUUUUUGUUGAUAAUGUUAGUGAAACAAAAAAGAAAUAAGUCUUACAAAUGGAUGUACGCUGUAAAAAAAAACAAAGCUGAAAAAUGUAAUGAACUUAAUUUUUAAAAAAGUUUUUUAAGCUUUAUGAGUUAAUUAAACUUAAAUGAUUAAACUGACUUAAAAAAUUGAGUUUGUAUUUUACAACUCGUUUUUUGUCUGUUCAAUAUAAUUAAGUUCAAUAAAGCUAAUUUUAUUUAACUAAAACAUUUACAGUUUUUCUCGAUUGCUUAAACACAUUUCUUGAAAUUAUGCCUCGUAUUCUCAAAACAGUAAACACAAAUCCAUAACAUCUCAUCCAAUUCCCCAAACAUCCUAUUUUCAGGUCAAAAUGAAGCUCUCUUCUCAAAACCAUUCAAACUGGCUGAAAAACCAAACUUUUCCUGCAGAUAUGACACACAAGCCCUCAAAAUCACCCACACUGCAACAUAGUCUUAGACACUGGUGAGAUCAAUUCAAAACACUAAAGCCUCUUAUUGUGAUUCAAGAAUAAUUUGACAGCUUAGUGUUUAUUAGAAUAUACAACAUAAAAGAGUGCAGAUAAAGCAAAAUGCAAAAAUGAGCUUUAGGAAAAAAUAAAACAUUACACUACUGUCAAGUAUGAAGAUGAUCUUACAAGACAAGAAAAGUUCAAAAACCAAAGAACAAUAUGAACUGUGCAACACAAUACAGUAUACAACUGCACAAAUAACAUUUACAUUCAGGCCUUUAGCAGAUGCUUUCAUCCAAAGCGACUGACCGAGAAGAAAAAGGAAACAAUACAGUGAAGCGAUUUGUCAAUAGGAGGCAAGGUAAAAAAUAUGGAAUCCUCUGCACCUUUUGCCCAAUUUUGUAAAAGUAUUCCGUAUUUUCUGCAAAAAUUCAGAACAGGUAAAAAGGGUGUACACGUGGUACAGUUUACUGGAUACAGAAUAGAGAAAUUUCUCUCAUAUAAAGUGUGUACUGUAAUUAUACUGUAUGUUUACUGUAAGUAGUAUAAAGCCCAGUAGAUGAUUCUAGGAUGCACAAUUACCUGUGCUUUUAUUGAUAUUAUCCUGAGAUUCUGAUUGGUGUGUCAUCAGUUUUGCAACUGAAUGUUUACUGAUGGACAAAUGUGUGCUAUUUGAGUUUACAUAUUGACACUUCAGUUCAUUAUAUUGUGUGUUUGUGUUUUCUGAAUGAGAACAUGGUUAAACCUUUGCAAAUUGAGACUGUUUGUGUGUGGGGUUUGUACAAGUUGGUGUAUUGUUCUGAGAAUGUGUUUACAGUUGUCAGAAAAUGGUGAGUUGUUUCAUGAAUUGUGUGUUAGCAAUCGAGAAAAACUGUAAGACAGCAGAAAUUGGUGAUUUUUUUACAGUGUAUUGAGUAAAAGAAGUGAUUGAAUAAACCCACUUACAACAGAAGCUAUUUUUCUAUUUUCUAUUGCAGCAACUUAUUUCUAUAAUAGUGUUAUGGGUAAUUUAAGUCCCCCUGUGGUGAAAAUCAAGUUUUUAAUGUUGUUUAGUUGGUGUAUUUAAUAUUGCUGCUAAUGCGCAUGCGCAGCCAGGGCCAUCUUUUGGAGUGAUCUAAAACAUGGAAAAACAAGACACGCAUUUUGUUUUCUGUACUUCGUGAUUGCCUCUGAUGCAAGAUAUUUUUACUAACCCUAACAGAAACAGGUAUUGUUGUUCAUUACCAUGGCAACUGCUUGCAUGUUUGUGCUUCUUCAAUACGAAGAGGUGGUAAGACCGCAAAAAGCUUGACACAUACCAGUGACUGCAUUAUUAUAUAUUUUUAUAAGCAGCCCUGUUCUGUUUGAUAGGAUAUUGACUGGCGACUGGUUUAGCUUUCUUGCCAGCCACUUUAUUGUCUGCCCAAAGUGAUUUUAUUUUAAGUAAUUUUAAAAUUUAAGUAAAAGCAUUAUGCUAUUUUAAUGCUCAGAGAUUAGUUUUAAGUGAUAAAAUUAUCGACUAUGGGGGGACUUUAACAAGGCUGUAAGUUAACAUUUGGUCAUGGUGUGUUUGAAGUCAAAAGGAUAAUAUGAACAGCAAUGCAUUGAUGUGACUCAUGAUAUCGUCAGUUGUCAUUUGUAUGUUUUGUUUAUUUUUGGUCAGAUGAGCAGCUCAAUUGUCUUAAUGACUGUUAAUAUAAUUAUGAUGUCAUUACAUCAUAAUAUUGCUUUGUGAUGUACAAACCUACUACACUUUAUUUUAUUUAUUAUUUUCUAGUUGUAUUGAAGACCAUUUUUCUACUGACUUAAAUACAUUUAUGUUUCAAACAUUAGGAAUAA